Hevea brasiliensis (rubber tree) is the source of this 2771-nucleotide messenger RNA. RefSeq names its product L-ascorbate oxidase. The coding region runs from base 948 to 2681 and encodes 577 amino acids. The transcript is spliced from 7 exons. Gene Ontology annotation, molecular function: copper ion binding; oxidoreductase activity. Lineage: Eukaryota; Viridiplantae; Streptophyta; Magnoliopsida; Malpighiales; Euphorbiaceae. Gene Ontology annotation, cellular component: extracellular region. The record is from RefSeq and is a predicted model, not a curated record.
AAUGGGAACCUGACGGAAAUUCAAUAUUGAUCCCAUUUGUUCAUACUGUCGUUUCCUAUUUGGAAGUUGCAUGAUAAAUUGACAUAAAGCAUAUGCCUCAUAAUUUUUAUUUUAUGAAGCUUCAUUGUGAAUUAUUCAACAUUUCAUUUUGGAACUGAAAAAAUUUGUUUUAAUACGUAAUAAUAAUAUUAUAAUGAUUUUUUUGUAUUUCAAAAAAAAGAUUAUCAAAGUUCAACUUUUUAUAUUGAUAUUCAGUCAUUAAUGAGAGUUCAAGCAUUUCUGUGAUUUCAAGCAUUUCAUCUAAUAAACUCUUUCUGCUUCUCGUUUGUUGGUUUGGUAUUGGCUCUGCAUUAAUUUGUACCAAGUUGUAAAGCUCUUGGCUUUCAUUCGCACAAUUGCUACUUUUAAUUGCUGUAACCGGUGUUUCAGAAUCUCUUGUAAUUUUUAUUUUUUUUUUAAUUUUAGAGAUUUGAACUUCAGACAGAGCCUCAUAUAAUAUUGAAGAUAAUAUCAAUGCCAUUUGGCAAGAAUCUUCGCCUUUAAUUUAUCUUAUUCAAUGUCUUUCUGUUUGGACUCAAAACAUAUAUUUAACCAUUGUUUUGUUUUGCAGUUGGAUAAUGAAGUUGCUACUCCUAAUCUUAACUGCCGUGGGAUUAAUCUCACUUUCACUUGAAGUUGAGACUGAAAAGAUUGCUUCGCAAGACCAAAGAAAAGAGAAGAUUGGUUAUAUGCGCAACAGGAAGGACUAGCACGCACCUUUCUAAUGAACAACUUAAGCCUAAGUUGUGGACUUCCUGCUUUCUGCAGGCAACUUUGGAUUAUUUGGAGGGACAAGUUCACCUCAUAACUUCAUUCGCUAACAGUACAAAAAUUGUAAUUGGGUUUGCCUGCCUGCUGAAGUUACGGAAGAAUAAGUGAGCAUUCUCAAGUUCUUGAAUAUCUUGAAAAUGAUUGAGCCUAUGCAAUGCAUAGGAUAUUUGGUGAGGUUUCUUGCUUUCUGUCACUUGAUUUCUUUUAUCAGCUUCUCAACGGUUGAAGCUAGAACUCGCCACUACGAUUGGGAGGUUAACUACGAGUACAAGUCUCCUGAUUGCUACAAGAAACUGGCUAUUACCAUUAAUGGAAGAACACCAGGACCAACAAUCUUGGCACAGCAAGGUGAUACGAUUAUAGUUAAGCUUCAAAAUAAUCUGUUAACUGAGAAUGUUGCAAUUCACUGGCAUGGGAUCCGUCAGAUUGGAACUCCAUGGAGUGAUGGUACAGGAGGGUUCACUCAAUGUCCCAUUCAACCAGGAGAAAAAUUGAUUUAUAAAUUUGUUGUGGAUAGAGCAGGAACAUACACAUACCAUGGACAUUAUGGAAUGCAAAGAGAAGCUGGGUUAUAUGGAACCAUCAUCGUAUUGCUUCCUAAUGGGGUUUCCGAACCGUUCUCCUAUGAUUAUGAUCGAAACAUAAUCUUGAAUGAUUGGUAUCACAAGAGCAGUGAUGAACAAGCCACUGGCCUAUCUUCCAUUCCCUUUGUUUUCGUUGGCGAGCCACAGUCACUUCUUAUAAAUGGAAAAGGAAAAUACAACUGCUCUCUAUUGACUACUCCCGGAGCCUGCAAUGCAACAAAUCCUCAAUGUUCUCCUCAUGUGCUUACUGUUGUUCCAGGAAAAACGUAUCGAUUAAGGAUUGGUAGUUUAACUGCCCUAUCUGCUCUUAGUUUUGAAAUUGAGGGCCAUGAUAUAACUGUUGUAGAAGCAGAUGGAAGCUAUGUGGAACCAUUUGUGGUACGAAACCUCUACAUCUAUUCUGGUGAGACGUACUCUGUGUUAGUCAAAGCCAAUCAAGACCCUUCAAGAAACUAUUGGAUCACUAUAAAUGUGGUCAGUCGCAAACCUGCAACACCAACUGGUUUAGCCAUUUUCAAUUACUACCCAAACCAUCCUCAAAAGCCACCUCCAACAGUUCCAACCACAGGGCCUCUUUGGAAUGAUACCACUUCAAGGUUGGCUCAGAGUAUUGCCUUAAAGGCUCGCCAAGGUUUUAUUGACACCCCUCCCCUCACUUCAGACAGAGCGAUUGUUCUUCUCAACACACAAAACAAGAUUGAUGGUUACUAUAAAUGGGCUUUAAACAAUCUCUCUCUCACUUUCCCAACUACCCCAUAUCUUAUUGCUCUAAAAGAGAAUUUAACCGAUGCGUUCGAUCAAAACCCACCUCCUGAUGGAUAUGAUUUUGCAAGUUAUGAUAUAUACAGAGUUGCCAAAAAUGUUAAUGCUACUUCCAGCAACCGCAUAUACAGGCUACGGUUCAAUUCAACAGUAGACAUUAUACUACAAAAUGCUAAUACCAUGACUGUGAACAAUAGCGAGACACAUCCUUGGCAUCUUCAUGGGCAUGAGUUUUGGGUGCUGGGAUAUGGGAUGGGUAAAUAUAAUAUGUCCAGCGAUGGGAAAAAGUACAAUCUUGUAAAUCCAAUCAUGAAGAACACAGUGCCUCUUCAUCCUUAUGGAUGGACUGCUUUAAGGUUUCAAGCUAAUAAUCCAGGCGUUUGGGCUUUUCAUUGCCAUGUCGAGUCUCAUUUUUAUAUGGGUAUGGCAGUAGUAUUUGAAGAAGGGAUAGAAAAGGUGGGGAACUUGCCUUCAUCUAUUAUGGGUUGUGGAGAAACCAAAAGCUAUAACAGGCCCAGGCCAUAGUAAUUUGAAUAUCCGUAAUUGGAAGAACAUUAUGUAAUUUAUUACAUUGGCUGUGUUUUAACAAUUUAAUUCACGAUUGAGGGAGUGAAA